Molecule: messenger RNA, 1110 nt
Organism: Malus domestica (apple)
Lineage: Eukaryota; Viridiplantae; Streptophyta; Magnoliopsida; Rosales; Rosaceae
Product: serine/threonine-protein kinase STY46-like
Biological process (GO): signal transduction; protein phosphorylation
Cellular component (GO): cytoplasm
Molecular function (GO): ATP binding; protein kinase activity
Source: RefSeq, a predicted model, not a curated record
UUCACAACUCCAAAGACAUUGGCCCACAACCAUGCCCUCCCCUCCUCCAAUGUUGCCACUUCAAGUCCAAAUGCCACCCCACAAUUUCCAGCAACUCAACCACACCAUUCUUCUGAUCUAGCAGCUGUUACUGAGCAAGCCCAGCUAAAUGGAUGGUACAUCCACCCAGGAGAGAUUGAGAUUGACGAAAAAAUAGGGCAGGGAAGUACGGCUCACAUAUACAAAGGAACAUGGCAUGGACUUGAAGUGGCAGUGAAAUGCAUGUACCCUGAUUUCUUUGAAACUAACGACAAUGGUGUCGCAUUUUUCGCUCAAGAGCUUGACACCUUACGUAGGCAGCGACAUCCAUACAUACUUCAGCUAAUGGGUGCAUGCCUCGAUCCUCCUAACUAUGCUUGGGUGGUGACGGAGUUCAUGAGCACAACACUGAAGGAGUGGCUUCACGGCCCCGGAAAUAGGCGAAAAGAGAGGAUGAUACCACUUCCUCCGCUCAAAGAGAGGGUCGCUAGGGCAUUGGAGAUUGCUCUAGCCAUGCAGUAUCUUCAUGGACAAAGGCCUAUGGUGAUUCAUCGUGAUCUCAAGCCUAGCAACAUAUUUUUGGACGAUGCUAUGCAUGUACGAGUUGCAGAUUUUGGUCAUGCUCGGUUCUUGAGUGAUGAAGAGAAGGCACUCACCGGCGAAACGGGAACUUAUGUGUACAUGGCACCUGAGGUCAUCCAAUGCGAGCCUUAUAACGAAAAAUGCGACGUAUACAGUUUUGGGAUUUUAUUGAAUGAGCUUAUAACUGGAGAUUAUCCUUAUAUUGAGAAGGAUUAUGGUCCCAUUAAGAUUGCAAUGGAAGUUGUGGAGGAGAACCUAAGGCCAAAACUGGCUGAUGAUCGUGAUGGGCAACUUGGGGAACUAAUUGACCUAAUUUGCCUUUCAUGGAAUGCAGAUGCGUCAGUGAGACCAUCCUUUGCCGCCAUUACAAGCAGUUUGAAGGCUCUUCAAAACAGAUUAUUUUAUUGAUGUUUAACAACCAUUUGCUUAUGUUAAUGUUAAUCUAAUCAGUUUGGAUUUGUUAAUCCAAUCAGUUUGGACGUUCAUUUAAGCAAUUAGGAUAUUAUUGAU